Messenger RNA from Chelonus insularis, 3423 nucleotides. RefSeq names its product dipeptidyl peptidase 9. The record is from RefSeq and is a predicted model, not a curated record. Gene Ontology annotation, biological process: proteolysis. The coding region runs from base 224 to 2740 and encodes 838 amino acids. NCBI's taxonomy places the organism in Eukaryota, Metazoa, Arthropoda, Insecta, Hymenoptera, Braconidae. Gene Ontology annotation, molecular function: serine-type peptidase activity; dipeptidyl-peptidase activity. The transcript has 10 exons.
GAAAUGUAGAAAGUGGUUGAAUAUUAUAACCUAGAAGAUUUCAACUUCUUAGUUUAAUAAUUAAUUUGUUAUUACUCAACAAAUGAAAUAGAAGAAAAAAAUUAGUGGUCGAUUAAACCUAUAUAUAUACACAUAUAUAUAUCUCUAUAUUUGUAUACACGUCUACAUAAAUAAAGUAAAAAUUGAACUUUUAGAAACAUUUUUUAACAAAUUUCAAGAAGUAAUGGAGUCUUGUAAAGAGAGUGCAGAUCAAACAACUCCAGAUACAAAUAAGCAAACAAAAAAAUCUUGGUCAGAAUUGAGAGGAGUAGUAAGUGAAUUUCGUAGAAAAUUAUCGGGAGUAUCAGAUGGAUCUGUCCCGGAUGCAAUAACAUUUAGAUCAUUACCUGAUGGCCGAACAAGAAUAUAUUUUUUGGGUACUCCAAGUAACGGAUGGGAAACAACACUCCUUUACGUUGAUAUAGGACAAUAUGAACAGUUUAAUGGAUGUAAACUUCAUUGGCAACCAAUAAUUGAAGCUAAUUUUCAAAGUGUUUCAAGUGCAAAUAGACUCUCAAGAGAAGAACAGUUACUGUGGGAGAGGAAAAGACUGACAACUUGGGGAAUAACAAGCUACGAGAUUCAUUUGGAAAGUGGAAAACUUGUUUUCCCAGCUGCCAGUAGUCUUUAUCAAUGUAUAGACACAGGAUUUUCGUCAGGACCCUUAUUUCCUUCAGAACUGAGAAUUUCAACGUCUGGUGCUAAGCUUUGUCCACAAAUAUGUCCAUGGAAUAGUGCUUUAGUUGCUCACACGUGUUCUGGAGAUUUAUAUUUAUCUCACAGUAUAACUGGAUCUUCUGUUCGAUUAACACAUGCCAGAAAAGGGGUAAAGAAUCUUGCAGAAGAUCCUCUUACAGCUGGAACGCCUUCUUAUGUGAUGCAAGAAGAAUUUAUGAGAUAUGUUGGUUAUUGGUGGCAGCCUAAAUCAACUGAUGGAAUAUAUCGAAUAGUCUAUGAAGAAGUAGAUGAGAGUGAUGUUAAAAUAUUUUGUUUUCCUUCGUCAACUCAAAAUUCUGGUGAAGUCGAUGAAUUUAGAUUCCCCCGAGCCGGUGCACCAAAUGCACAAAGCAAUUUAAAAAUGGUGCAGUUCAAGUUGACUGAAAGUCAACAGAUAGUUGAUAUCGAGAUUUUAGAACUUCAAUACCCGCUUCAUUACAUGUUUCCUUGGAUGGAAUAUCUAGUCAGAGUGGGUUGGACGCCAGAUGCAAUGAAUGUUUGGGUACAGUUAUUAGAUCGAGAGCAAAAACGAUUAGAGUUGGUUUUAUUAUCAUUAGACAAUUUUUGUGACCCACCACCUAAUGUGUAUAACUCAGAAAAUCAUUUUACACCAUCGUCAGCAAGUGUUCAAGUGAUUUAUUCAGAAGAGAGCUCGAUAUGGAUUAAUGUCAAUGAUUUAUUAUAUUUUUUACCUUCUGAUGACCAUACAGAAGUCAAGUUUUUAUGGGGAAGUGAAGAGUCUAAAUUUUUGCAUUUGUAUUUAAUUACUUCUAGUAUAGCAGGCCUAAGCAAUGGAGUGGAAGAGCCAUUAGAUCGAAUGGGUAGUGUCUAUUUCCAACCACGAGUAAUUUCUAAAGUUGCAAUCACUCAAGGAGAUUGGCCAGUACUUGGAAAAAAAUUAUGGGUCGACACGGCAAAUUCUAUCGUUUACUUUAUGGGUCUAAGAGAAGGUCCUUUAGAGCAACAUGCUUAUGCAGUAUCUUUACGAAGACCUCUAGAAAUAAGAUUAUUGACGAGACCCGGCCAUAGUUAUAACAGUAUAUAUUUUAAUAAAGAAUGUACAAUGAUGGUUGCUGUCUACAGUUCUAUUAAGACUUUACCAACUUGCCAGGUAUUUAGAAUAUCUCAAACAGAUUGGACAGUAGAAAGUAUAAGUCUAACACCUGUUGGAUAUUUAUUAGAACCAGUAAGUUCAGAAAUAGAUCUUCUAGCGCCAACCAUUCACUCUCACAAAAUAUCAUCAGGUGAUACGAUAUAUUCUAUGGUAUUUAAACCUCACAAUUUUAAACCCGGAGUCAAAUAUCCUACAAUUUUGCAAGUUUACGGUGGUCCUGAAGUUCAAUUAGUUUCUAAUACAUUCAAAGGAAUGCGACAUCUUCGAAUGCACAUGCUAGCUUCUCAAGGAUAUUGUGUGAUCUUAAUAGACAACCGGGGUUCACACUAUAGAGGAUUGCUCUUUGAAAGUCAUCUGAAAAGGAGAAUGGGAACAGUGGAGUUAAGUGAUCAAGUAGAGGUUCUAAAAUUAUUAUCAGAAAAGCUAGGAUAUAUCGAUUUAAAUCGGGUGGCUCUUCAUGGGUGGUCAUAUGGUGGAUAUUUAAGUCUCAUGGGCUUAAUUCAAUAUCCAGAAGUGUUCAAGUUGGCGAUAGCGGGAGCACCAGUUACAUGUUGGAACCUUUAUGAUACUGGAUAUACUGAGAGAUACAUGGAUCUCCCUCAAAAUAACUAUUAUGGCUAUGCUAACAGCUCUGUGUUGACGUAUGCUAACAAAUUCCCAGAUGAAGAAAACCGUCUGUUAAUUAUCCACGGAUUAAUCGAUGAAAAUGUGCAUUUUUUCCAUACAAGUGAACUUAUUAAUGCCUUAGUUAAAACGGGGAAACCGUAUCAAUUACAGGUAUAUCCAACCGAAAGGCACAGUCUUCGAAGUUUGGAUGCUACUAGGCAUUAUGAAACAACCUUGUUAUCUUUUCUACAGAAUUAUUUAUAAUCUAUUGAUUAAUGAACCAUGUGAUUAAUUAAUUAAUUAAUUAAUUGAAAAAUUGAUAAAUUAACUGUUUAAGUAACGAAUUAGAAUCUAUCUUGGUAAUUUUAAAAUAUUUCUCUCGAUGAGAAAUAUUUAAAAUAAAAUGAAAUACUGCCAAUUAAAUGUAGGUAAAAGGCUACAAAAGUUAAAAAAUAUUACUUGAAUUUUUUUUUCUCUUUUUUUUGGUACUUUCUCAUUUAUACUGACAGUUUAUCACAAUUUGAGAUUUUAUUAAACCAAAAACAUUCUAGAAAUUUCGUAUAAUCAUGUCAUUUAUAAGAGAAACCAGUAUUAUAACCACACAAUGUUGCCAUAAUUUAAACUAAAAAAAAGAUACGCAAAAAGAGGAAAAAAGAAUUAUUUGAAUAAAUGAAAUUUAUCAAUAUUUAUAAUAAUAGUAAUAUCGAUAAUUGAAGUACUAGUGAUUUUUUAAGAUUCCCAAUGAAAUUGGGUUAUUUUGUUAUUAAUUAUUGAUUAUUAGUUAAGAACGAUAAAGAGUAACUUGGAAUGCGAAAGUCAUAGAAAAUAGUAAUGAAAUAGUGUUAAAUUUUUUAUCAUUUUUUUCAAGCUUUAUUAUAUUUUUCGACCUGAUGAUUUUUUUGUUUAAUUUUAAAUAAAUUUGAACUAAAUAAUAAUGUAAAGUUAUU